AUGGCAAAACUGCUCAGGAAAAGAGUCGCAAUUGUUAGAAGUCGACCCUCAGGCCUUGCUGCUGCUGAUCAGUUAAAUAGAUUGGGUCAUAGUAUCACAACGCUUGAACGUGCUGUUAGGAUUGAUGGUCUGAUGAUGUAUGGUGUGCCCAACAUGAAGACGGACAAAAUUGAUGUCGUUCAGAGAUGGGUUGACCUUAUGGAGAAGGAAGGGGUAAAAUUUGUAGUCAAUGCAAAUGUCGGAAAUGAUCCUGUGUUCGCCUUGGAUUGCCUCCGUGAAGAUCAUGAAGCAAUUGUUUUGGUUGUUGGAACGACAAAGCCAAGGGACUUUCCCGUUCUUGGAAGAGACCUCUCAGGAGUCCAUUUCGCAAUAGAGUUUCUACACGCAAACACAAAAAGUUUGCUUGAUAGCUAUCUGCAGGAUGAAAAAUACAUGUCCGCCAAGGGCAAGAAGGUGGUUGUUAUUAGUAGAGGUGUUACUGGGACAGAUUGUAUAGGAACAUCUUUUCGUCAUGGUUGCAGCAGUAUAGUUAAUCUAGAGCUUCUCCCUCAGCCACUAAAUACUAGGGCACCUGGAAAUCCUUGGCCACAGGUUUGAUCAUGUUUUAGUUGAUUUUAACCUCCUUACUUAGUUAGACUCUUGCUUUAUGAUUAUUAUGUGCAUGAUAGUUUCAGUGGCAACACAAGGUUUUUGACAGUUUAAAUCUUGAAGGAACUGCUUUUUUUUAUUUUCUGUGGUAAUUGCUAAAAUUGACUUUAUUGUCCAAGUUGGGAUAUGUCAUAAAGUGGUCAUGGAACUUCUGUUGAUGAGUUUUUCAUCAAAUUCCUGAAUGUCAUUGUGACCUAUCCUUUGCUUUUUGUUAUUGGCUGUGGCCUCGUAUCUUCCGUGUAGAUUAUGGGCAUCAGGAAGCUGCUGCAAAGUUUGAUAAGGACCCAAGAUCCUACGAGGUUUUGACCAAGCGGUUCAUUGGAGAUAAAAAUGGAAAUGUGAAUGGAUUGGAGGUGAUACGUGUACAGUGGGAGAAAGAUGCAAGUGGAAGAUUCCAAUUAUUGCCUCUUUUUACCUGGUGCUCUGAUGAAAUUGUAUUGAUAUUGACUGGUUAUCGCUGUGUUUGAAUUUUAUUCAGACGAUAGCAGACAAAUUGGGAUUAGAAAAGGACAACAGGUCUAACUUCAUGCCUGAUUAUGGACAUGUACUGCUCAUGAUGACACUGA
This is a messenger RNA of Capsicum annuum, 1214 nucleotides long. Its product is annotated as glutamate synthase [NADH], amyloplastic-like. The record is from RefSeq and is a predicted model, not a curated record. NCBI's taxonomy places the organism in Eukaryota, Viridiplantae, Streptophyta, Magnoliopsida, Solanales, Solanaceae. The coding region runs from base 1 to 597 and encodes 198 amino acids. The transcript has 3 exons.